Messenger RNA from Colletes gigas, 4955 nucleotides. RefSeq names its product transmembrane protein 62-like. The record is from RefSeq and is a predicted model, not a curated record. The transcript is spliced from 13 exons. The coding region runs from base 323 to 2311 and encodes 662 amino acids. Gene Ontology annotation, molecular function: hydrolase activity. Lineage: Eukaryota; Metazoa; Arthropoda; Insecta; Hymenoptera; Colletidae.
UCUUGGUCCUCGACGUUUUGUAAUGAUUGGAGAGUUAACAGUGUAUGCAUGUUGAUGAACGAUUGUCGAUCGGUCGUGAAAAAUGUUAAUAUUAUGAGAAACCGAGAUUCCAGAUUGUCUUCCUAUUCCAAUAUAUCUUGUCGUUCGAAGUGUCACACGUGCCGCGGAAUAUAACCUAUGACGUAGGGACUUUGUAAACAUCAAAAGCACACAAACAGCAGGUGGCUUCGGUAAAAGAUCGAAUGUUUACUAAAAAAGUACAUGUCAUUUUGAUAACGCUAAGGAAAUCGCUGUGUAAAGCAUUUGCGGAGGCCCUUUGGAAAUGAAAAUAACGAAAUCCACUGUUGUCCUUCUAGUCUUUGUACUAAUACUGUCGAUACUUGUAGCGAAUGUUGCCGAUCUGAUCAAUGUUGAUACGCAUGUAUUAGACGAUACUUUGUCUAACAAAAACGUGAGGACAGAAUGGUCACGGCCAAAGUUUUAUAGCAUUGGAACGUCGUUCGACCAUUUGAUCUGGUUUUUACAGAUAUCAGAUAUACAUAUAAGUAUAUUUCAAGAUCCAUUUAGGAUAGUAGAAUUAAAAGAAUUCUGUAAUGUGACCGUGGAUAACAUUAAACCAUCUGUUGUGCUUGCUUCGGGGGACCUCACAGAUGCAAAAGCCAAAGAUGAAACAGGAUCAAAGCAAAUAUUAAAAGAAUGGGAACAUUACAAACGUAUUUUAGAUGACACAGAAGUUACCAAGAAAACUUUAUGGUUAGAUGUGAGAGGCAAUCAUGAUAACUUUAAUGUGGUUAGUCUUGAAUCAAAAAAUAAUUAUUAUUCCAACUAUUCUAUCCAAGGGAAAAAACACCCACGGUCUUAUAUGUAUAAUAUAAAUACUGGUUCUGAAUUAUACACAUUUAUUGCGAUAGAUGCUUGCUUAAAACCUGGUCCAAGAAGACCAUUUAAUUUUGUUGGUGUAUUAGAUGAACAAGAAAUUAGAAGUAUACAUGGGCUAGUGAAUAAGUCUCAGGAAAAUAAUGCAGAUUUUAUAAUAUGGUUUGGUCACUAUCCCACUUCAUGUAUACUUUCUCAAACAAAUACAGGUGUUAGAAAUCUCAUAGGCAGGCACAAGGAAAGCAUGGUAUAUCUCUGUGGUCAUUAUCAUAUGCUUGGCGGAGCGGUACCUAAUAUGUACACGCUACAGCAAAUUGGAUUCCUUGAACUAGAAUUAGCAGACUGGAAAGAUAACAGAAUGUAUCGUCUGGCAGCAAUAGAUCAUGGUCAGUUCUCUUUUAUUGAUGUGAAGCAUGAUGAAUGGCCUGUAGUAUUGAUUACCAAUCCUAAACAUGCUUUGUAUAUGAUGCCCAGGAAAGAAAAUUUAAUGUCGAUUCUUAAAUCUACACACAUUAGAGUACUGGCGUUUUCAACAGUACCAAUAAAGGAUGUUCAAGUUCAACUGGAUGAUGUUGCUUGGUUGGAAUGUAAACACGUUAAAGGGCCGCUCUAUACUUCAAUAUGGAAUACAACAAAGUACAGAGAUGGAAUACACACUAUUCGAGUACGAGUCGUAGAUAUCGAUGGCAGAGAGAAAAUAUUGUUUCAACCAUUUGCUCUUGAUGGAUCUCGUUUAUCAUUCAGUAUUUUGCCCAGAAUAAUUCUCAUGUCCAAUGCCAGCAACAUUUUUCAAUUCUUAUUCGGGACAGUAUUGGCUUUCUUAGUUGUUCCCCUGUGUCUAUUACGUUUCCUUCAUAUAUUAUGCGAAAGGAAGCAGAUGCAUCGACCACGAUUUCGAACAAAGUUUUUUCACUCGUGGUUCAGAAAAUUGUGGGUCUUGUCUACCGUUGACCGCCUUUUUUUCCCAGUGGUACUAUAUGCAUUGUAUUUAACCGUUGGUCCUUGGGCCAUUGGUGAAGUAAUAGAUGAUCAUACCGGUAUAAUUUUUGCUUGGGGAACAUUUGUUGGAAAUUCUUACCUUCCCGGUGCCUUUACCUAUGCUUAUGGGUGUUUCCAAUUAUUUUCGUUCCAUUUACCACUCAUGUUAAUCUUAGCACACAGGGUGGAUAAACGGUUACAAACUAUUAGCAAACCCGAUAAUAAGUCGUUAUCGAAGGUUUGUCUUCUAUGGCAACACACACCAAUAAUAUUAUUGAUUCUAAUGCAAGCAAAUAUGGCUUAUUUCUUUUGGUUGGCAUAUGGGACGUUAGCUACCGUGUUAUGUCCUUUACGCACUUGGAGCAUUUUCUUAGCAAUAAUGUUAUGGCACCAAAUAAACGCAAUGCCAGAAUCAUGUCUAAGGUCUGCAGCAGCGAUUUGGUCAUCUCAUGGUUAAUUUGUACAUGGUGUAACAAUUCACUACCAUAAUGUAGUAAAUUAUUAAAUUUUAUUUAUUACGUAGUUAAACAACUUUCACGCUUUUGCGUAAACGUCAGUGAAUUAAAACGUGUAAUCAUAGAAAGUAUGUUGAUAACAAAUUUUAAUAGUCUGUACCUACUAAAUGUGAAGCAUUUAAUUUGUUAUGUGUCAAAGAUUAACCACGAUCAAUUUCAUGGAUUUGUGCCAGUGUAUGUAUACGAUUUAUUUCGAAAACGUACUUUGCUUCUCUUUAUGUUGUCAAAAAAAAUCUAAAUUUAGAAAUCAUUUACACGUAACUGUACAUUACAAUUCAAUAAGUUCCUGCAAAGAGAGCCACAGUAUUUGCUAACUAAUGAAAUUACGGCAAAGACUGUUUACAUUUGUUAUAUAAUUACCAAUAUCUGUUUACUAAUUAUUAUUAUUUACACGCGAUUAAAUAUAUUGCUAGAUUGUUUGAAAUUCAAUGUGUGGAAAUAUGUAUUUCUACUUGUUCGUUAUAAAUAUUGUACAGGGUUAACUAACCUUUUGAUCCUUUAGACUAUUCUUAAAAUAAUUUAUUCUUUCAAUUAGUAAUUGUAAUGCUUCCGCAUUAUAUUUUAACUUCACAUGGACAUUGUAAGAUAUGCUAUGUAUUAUUGUCAAAGUGAGAGAAAGAAAGGGAAAGUGUGCUGCCAUUGUAUCUGCGUUAUGUUUGGGUUUGUAACUACAUUAGAAUUCUAUUUAAAAUAAGCAGAUAGAAAAGGCAAUAUGUAUGUAUAAUGCAGACCUGGAUACUUUUAUAUCGAUUUUUUUUUUUAAAUAAAAUUUGUCCAGGUCUGAUGUAAAGUGGAUUCUAACAUGUGGGGUCCAUUGUAGCGGUAAAUCGAGGAUACAAAAACAACGACGCAAGUUCAUACAAACUAGAGAUUCCCAUUACACGUGUAACGAGUCAUUCGCUAUAUCACACCUGUUUUCCGUAUCUAGAAAUGUCCUGGACAUUUCUCUCGAAUUUUAUGUAAUUUGUAAUUGCAAUUAGGAUAUAAUUACAAAAAGAAUGUAAUUAAAUUACAUUAAUUAUGAAUUAGUAGAUAAGAACUUCAGACAUCAAUUAUUAUGAGCGACGGAUAUUAUUCGUAAAUUCAUAAUAUCAUAAUGGAAAUAAGAUCUAUAUUUUUCCUAACUUCAAAGAUAAAUAUUACAAAAAUUAAAAAUGAUAAGUUACAUAUUAUGUAUAAAAAGAGAAAAAUACAUAUUAUAGGCAAGAAGCGUGUAUACAUUCGUAAUAUGCAUUUUCACAAGUAAGAUCUAAUUAAUUUGGAUCGUUAAAAAAAAAAAUCAAUUAUAUUGAUUGGGAAUCGAACUCGGGUCUAUUAGCGUAGAACACCAGUGCCUUAUCAUCACGCCACCACUAAAUUUGAUGAACGUUGUGACCAAACGGUAUUUUAUCACAUCGAUGAAACAUUAAUUAUAAACGUCUAAAAAACUAUGUUAUCCAAACAUUGCCCAAACGUUGUCUGAGUUUUUGAUAAUCCGAAAAAGUUGUAUGGUUUCUCUGCAAAAAGGGUAGAAAAAACUUCAAAAAGACCUCCUUAAUACGUUAACGAUCAUGGUGGUCACUGAUGACAUAAAAUGCUCAAUAUAUUUUUCGUUAUUAUCUUCUGUAUUACUUUAUUUACAUUAUUUUUUUGUUACGUAAUAAAUUGUGAUAGAUAUUAGAUAUUAGAUAUUACGAAUACGUCAGAUUUUUUUUUUUUAACAAUUUGUUUAGUAAUUGUAAGCAUUUGUAUACUAACAGCUAUGCUGUGCUAAUACUUCUCUCCAGCAUUGUAGUUAUAUGGACUUUUUUCAUUGUUUUGUAUCCGCAAUCCACCGCUGAGGUGGAUACGUGUUAGAAUACACACAGCAAGCGAACAAUAAUUAUCAGAAUUUGUUAUAAAAAUAUUCUAUGGUAUUAAUCUCCUAUAAAUAUUUUCUUGUUAAAAUAUAGGUUCACUUUGAACUUAAUUUAAUCUAUGUUUGAAUUCUGUUCGCUCGAGUUUCAACUCUGUGAUAAUAAGCGAGUAUAUUAAAAACGAAAGCAGCAUAGUUGAAUAGAGAAACCUAAUGUUUUUAGUUUACCAAGCAUUCAUUACGAAAAAUAGAUUUAAUUUUGAUCGGAUGUAUCGGAAUGAUUGAAGUUGGUAUUUAAAAAGAUAAUGCAAAAUUGUACAGCGAAGUUGACAUCUUUUUCAAGAUGUAAAUCAGUAUUUCAUUAGAAGAUAGAUUUUAUUGCUAUUCUAUAUUUUUCUACAGACAAUCUAAUUGUCUCUAUUCUUGAACACGAUCUCAGAACUGCAAGUGUGAUCUCAAUAAACCAAUGGUUCCCAAUCGUUAACAGUCACGAAUUUCUUCCAUAGAUAUCGCCAAAUUUCGUGGAUCGGUUUUACGAUUUUGAAUGUAACGUUUGUGUUUCUUAUAUUUGUCGAUGAACAUAUAUUUCUCGUCGUUAAAUUAUUUUCCUGUGCUUUCUCAAAACAAUUCUUAGAGUUUCAACAAAUUGUAUCAGUGAUUAUUGGGAAUUAUCGUGAUAAAGUUACUUAUAUCAUCAAAUACAUAUAGUUAAAGUAUUUUGUAAUGCACUGCGAGCAAAAUAAAAAAUAAUA